AUGGAUCAUGAAGAGGAGGAGAUCGAGAUCCCUGAUUACUUUAUCUGCCCAAUCUCACUAGAUAUUAUGAAAGAUCCCGUCACGGCCGUUUCCGGCAUCACUUACGACCGUCAGAGCAUCGUUAAAUGGCUCGAGAAGGUCCCAUCUUGUCCCGUUUCGAAGCAGCCUCUUCCUCUUGACUCCGAUCUUACGCCUAACCAUAUGCUUCGCCGUCUGAUCCAACAGUGGUGCGUCGAGAAUGCGACACGCGGCGUUGUCAGAAUCCCUACGCCUAGAGCUCCUCCGGGGAAGCCUAACGUCCUCGAGGAGAUCAAGAAACUCAAAAAAUUUGGAGAAGAAGGUAGACCACUCGGUUCGGUCCGGUUAUUUCUGUAUUCGGUUCGGUGUGGCAAAACUUUAGUUCGGGUUUUGAUAGAGCAAACCCCCCCAAAAUUAUAG
Molecule: messenger RNA, 438 nt
Organism: Thlaspi arvense
Lineage: Eukaryota; Viridiplantae; Streptophyta; Magnoliopsida; Brassicales; Brassicaceae
Source: the annotation of a GenBank genome assembly